This is a messenger RNA of Musa acuminata AAA Group (dessert banana), 3913 nucleotides long. Its product is annotated as receptor-like protein EIX1. The record is from RefSeq and is a predicted model, not a curated record. NCBI's taxonomy places the organism in Eukaryota, Viridiplantae, Streptophyta, Magnoliopsida, Zingiberales, Musaceae. The transcript has a single exon. Bases 2418 to 3779 code for a protein of 453 amino acids. Gene Ontology annotation, molecular function: protein binding.
AGAAUCUCAACCUUCCACAUCAAAUGAUAGAUUAGUUAUAGUUCAUAGCACUCCUCAAGUACAAACUAGUGCUGAACAACCAAUCAUUGAAAUUCCACAAGUUGUUGAUAGUAUUCUAAUAGAUCAAGCAGUUCAGGAAUUACAACAAGCUCCUGAACAACUAGUUGAACCACAAGUUCCUCAAGGAACCAUUGGUACAACAUUAAGAAGAUCUACUAGAAAUAAAAGAUCAGCAAUUCCUGGUGAUUAUGUUGUAUAUCUACAAGAAUCUGACUAUAAUAUUGGAGCAAAAAAUGAUCCUGAAACAUUUUCACAAGCCAUGAGUUGCAAAAAGUCAAAUUUGUGGCAUGAUGCUAUGAAAGAAGAGAUGAAUUCCAUGAUGAGCAAUGGAGUCUGGGAUCUUGUAGAGUUGCCUAAUGAAGCAAAGGCCAUUGGUUGCAAAUGGGUCUUUAAAACUAAGAAAGAUUCGUUAGGCAACAUUGAGAGAUACAAGGCAAGACUUGUUGCAAAGGGAUUUACUCAAAAAGAGGGAAUCGAUUAUACGGAGACAUUUUCUCCUGUAUCUAAGAAAGAUUCUCUGCGUAUUAUUUUAGCAUUAGUUGCUCAUUUUGACCUUGAGUUGCAACAAAUGGAUGUGAAAACAGCAUUUCUUAAUGGAGAUAUAGAGGAAGAGGUUUAUAUGAAAUAACCUGAAGGUUUCUCCUCUAGUGUUGGUGAGCACUUGGUUUGCAAGCUUAGGAAGUCUAUAUACGGCUUAAAACAAGCCUCCCGCCAAUGGUAUUUUAAAUUUCAUGAAGUGAUUUCUUCAUUCGGAUUUGUUGAAAAUCUCAUGGAUCAAUGCAUAUACCAGAAGGUUAGUGGGAGUAAAAUAUGUUUCCUUGUUUUAUACGUAGAUGAUAUUUUGCUUGCAACCAAUGAUAAGGAUUUGCUGCAUGAGGUGAAACAAUUUCUUUCUAAAAAUUUUGACAUGAAGGAUAUGGGUGAAGCAUCUUAUGUCAUUGGCAUUAAGAUCUAUAGAGAUAGACCUCGAGGCAUUUUAGGUCUAUCACAAGAAACCUAUAUUGAUAAACUUUUAGAAAGAUUUCGGAUGAAGGAUUGUUCACCAAGUGUUGCUCCCAUUGUGAAAGGUGAUAGGUUCAAUUUGAACCAAUGCCCAAAGAACAAUUUUGAAAGGGAAUCAAUGAAAAACAUCCCAUAUGCUUCUGUCGUAGGAAGCCUUAUGUAUGCUCAGGUUUGUACUAGACCUGAUAUUGCAUUUAUUGUGGGGAUGCUAGGUCGAUAUCAGAGUAAUCCAGGUAUGGACCACUGGAGAGCUGCAAAGAAAGUGAUGAGGUAUCUACAAGGAACCAAAGAUUACAUGCUUAUGUAUAGACAUACAGACAAUCUGGAUGUGAUUGGUUACUCAGAUUCAGAUUUCGCCGGUUGUGUUGAUUCUCGUAAAUCAACAUCAGGAUAUAUUUUUAUGAUGGCCGGUGGAGCUAUUUCUUGGAGAAGCGCUAAGCAGACCUUGACUGCUACUUCUACCAUGGAAGCUGAGUUUGUCUCCUGCUUUGAGGCUACUUCACAUGGUGUAUGGCUUAAGAGUUUCAUUUUUGGGCUUAGAAUCAUGGAUUCUAUUUCUAGGCCAUUAAGAAUUUUCUGUGACAAUUCAGCUGCUGUCUUUAUGGCUAAAAACAAUAAAAGUGGAAGUCGAAGUAAACACAUCGACAUUAAGUAUCUAGCCAUAAGAGAACGUGUAAAAGAAAAGAAAGUGAUCAUUGAACAUAUUAGCACUGAAUUGAUGAUUGCUGAUCCUUUGACUAAAGGCAUGCCACCUCUGAAAUUCAAGGAUCAUGUAGAGAAAAUGGGACUUGGUUCCACUUUGUAAUGAUAUUGAAACUCUUAUAUAUAUUGUGAAAUUUUCUCAUUCAUGCGCAUAUUAUUUUGAGAAAAUAUAUUGUUGUUGGACCAAGAAUAAACAUAAGGUUUAUUCAUUAAGUAAUAUUACCAUAUUAAGAUUAAGAAACUAAAUACAUCGUGAUACAUGGAUGAUAAUACUCGCUUUUAGAGGACUUAUCGCUAUGAUUCGUGUAUUUAUUUCUUAAGAAAGUUGUUCAAGAAAAAUUAAUUCAAAUUAUUAAGAUAGACGUAUGGACCAAGUGGGAGAAUGUAACCGUUAUUAUUAAAUAUCUAAUUUAAUAAUAAUAUAAUUGUUAUCAUUAAGAUUCAUAAUUGAUUAUCAUGAAUUUCUUCAUUAAUUAUGGUUUAAAUGAUUUCAGUUUUUUAUUCUUUAAACAUGAAACCGUUAUUAUUAAAUUAAAUAUUUAAUAUUAUUAAAGUUUUUCAUUAUGGUCCAAACGUUACAAAUCUGAAUUAAUUCUUGAACGUUAUGAUUUGGUGAUGAUAAAUGUUCUUGAUGGGAGAACAACUAUAUAUACAUGAGGAUUUUGGUCCCUUGGUUCAAUCAUCUCUUUGAAGCGAAAGGCUUUCCUACACCAUCUAAAGUGAGAGUUCUGAGCCGAGAAGAACCAAAGUUCAAGAAGAAACCUUUGCAGAAAUUCUUGGCGACAAUGGCUGGAGGUACGCUAUUUCGUUUCCGCAUUUGUUUAUUGUGUUUCUAUUACAAUGAUUUAGAAACACAAGUUGGCUUCAUCAAAAUUUCUUACACAAAAUUCAUGGGAAGAAUACCUGCUCGGCUGGGGAACCUUUCGAGCCUCUACGUUCUUGAUCUAAGAGCUGCUUUACGUUUUGCACCCCUUGUUGACAACCUCGACUGGCUCUCCCAUCUUACCUCCCUGAAGCACCUGGACUUGAGCGGGUUGAAGCUAACCGAUGUCCCAGAUUGGUUCUCAUCGGUGAACAUGCUGCCUUCCCUCCAAGUGUUAAGUAUGUCUUCCGUUGGUCUCAACACCAUCCCAGCUUCUGUUGUCCACGUCAACUUCACCUCCUCUCUUACUGUCCUUGAUCUCUCCUUCAAUAAUUUCAACUCCAUCUUACCCAAAUGGUUGGGGAAUAUUAGUAGUCUUACCCAUCUUGAUCUCCAUUAUUCUGGGUUCUAUGGCGUUAUUCCUGAUGCAAUUGGAGACUUGGGCAGACUGAAAGAAUUACAUAUGCCGGGCAACCAAUUGACAGGAAAUUUGAGCGGUUGGUUGGAGCAAAUGACGAAUCUCAUCAUUUUGGAUCUCCGAUCUAAUUUAUUCAACGGUUCCAUGCCUUCCUCCUCCGUUGGUAAGUUGUCUAAUCUCACUGAAUUGUAUCUCGGUGGAAAUUCUCUGGGAGGUGUCAUUUCAGAAGUUCAUUUUGAGAAUCUUACGAGAUUGCAAGUAUUAGACUUGUAUGACAACUCCAUCACCAUAUCCAUUAGACAGAGUUGGUUCCCCCCUUUCCAACUCAGAUUAGUAUAUCUAACCAAUUGUCAGUUGGGACCUCAAUUUCCAGAUUGGUUGCAGUUCCAAACACAGAUGGAAGAAUUAUAUUUGGCAGACUGUAAAAUUGCAGGGACAAUGCCCGCUUGGUUUUGGAAUAUUUCAUCUUCUACCAUCAUAUUUUUAGACCUUUCGAACAACCAGAUAAGAGGCAAGCUGCCAUCUUCUUUAAAGUUCACCAAGUUGGAAAGAUUACAUUUGGAAUCCAACAGAUUUGAAGGUCCAUUGCCAACGAUAUUACCGUCUACACUCGAUACUCUAUACCUCUCCAAUAAUUCCUUUACAGGGCAAUUGCCGAUAUGGCCCCAUGUUAGAUUGGUGUCAAUCUCUGAUAACAUGCUUGACGGUGGCUUAUCUUCAUCAAUCUGCCAAUGACAUAUCUCGAAUACCUUGACCUUUCGAAUAACAAAUUACUUGGUGAGAUCCCUUAUUGUCUGGGAAAAUCAAUACAAAAUCUUCAGUUCUUAGAUUUGGGCAACAACCACUUGUCGGGUGAAAUUCCACACACA